Messenger RNA from Episyrphus balteatus (marmalade hoverfly), 665 nucleotides. RefSeq lists its product as uncharacterized. The record is from RefSeq and is a predicted model, not a curated record. NCBI's taxonomy places the organism in Eukaryota, Metazoa, Arthropoda, Insecta, Diptera, Syrphidae. The coding region runs from base 88 to 480 and encodes 130 amino acids. The transcript is spliced from 2 exons.
CGAAAAAUAAUAAGGCUAUCUGAUGACCAGUGCGGGUUUGUUGCGGGUAAAUCAACCACAGAUGCAAUCCAGAGUAUCAGAAUCAUUAUGGAAAAACAUCGAGAUUCCUUGGAGGAUUUGCAUGUGGUAUUGGUUGAUUUUGAAAAAGCAUUCGAUCGACAACCACGAGAUCUGAUAUGGGUGGCCCUCAGACAACGAGGAGUUCCGGAAACCUAUGUGCGGAUAAUUAUGGACAUGUAUGAUGGAGCAGUUACUAAAGUAAGAUGUGCAGCUGGAGUCACCGAAGAAUUCGAAAUCACAGUAGGUGUACACCAGGGAAGCGUCUUGAGUCCUCUGCUCUUUAUUACCGUUCUUGAUUACCUGCUUCAAGGCAAAGUGACGGACCCAAAAGUGCAUCAGUUAUUCUUUGCUGACGAUGGAGCCAUCAUAAGUGAAGACCCGAUAUCCCUGCAACGAGCACUUGAUGUAUGGGUACGGUGACCAUCCGUCCCGGUUUACCCGGGACUGUCCCGUAUUUCUACAGCUUGUCCCGGGUUUUUAUUUAAGAAACCCGGGACGUAUAAGUGUCCCGUAUUUUGUAAUUUGUCCCGUGAUUGUCCCGUAUUUGCACAUUCUCUGAUUUUUGUAUACAAUAUUUUAAAAACUUUGUACGGAAAACAAGAAAA